Molecule: messenger RNA, 1908 nt
Organism: Lichtheimia ornata
Lineage: Eukaryota; Fungi; Mucoromycota; Mucoromycetes; Mucorales; Lichtheimiaceae
Exons: 2
Coding region: 1-1908 (635 amino acids)
Biological process (GO): intracellular signal transduction
Source: RefSeq, a predicted model, not a curated record
AUGGAUCCAAACGUCUCACAACAGGCAUACACCUCAAUGAUGAAAUUCACCAUUGAUGGUCGGCCCUAUCUCAAGGAUAUUCACGAUCUCUUUGCAGCACUUAUUGUGCAAAUACCAUUGGAUGUGCAUCGAUACCUCUUUCGCAAUUACCCAAACACCUUUUCAUCGGAUGAUGCUAUACAAGCUUUGGGGUCGCUACGAUUUUCCUACACAGCACGUAUGCCCGAUCCCAAUGAUCCAUCCAAGCUGCUGCGUACAACAACAACGACAACGUUUAAUAUGGAAAAGGACAUGGCCAAGACAUUAUUACAGCAAUUUCAGCAAUGUCGGCUUAUGGAGAACGCGACGGAUCCACAAAGUCGGGCGUAUCGAGAGAAGGGCAUUUGGCAAUUGACGCCCAAGGGGCUGUGUGUAUUGCAAGAUUUUUGUGUACGCACUGAAGCUGAUAUGACUACGCUUCGUAAAUACUUUGGGCAUGUUGAACCGAUUCAGCUGGUACGCCUUGAACGCCAUGCUGAUGAUGAUCAAAUUAUCCAUGGACGUCAAAACUUGUCGGUGGUAUUUCGCAUCAUGAUGACUUGCUUGCCUUUGGAAGGUGAGCAUCAUCAACAAUCGGUCAACAACAACACCAGCACCAAGGCAACCAGUGGUCGUCAUAGUGAUAAACCUGUAUCAGCAGCAUCUUCUCAAUCGUCAUCAGGGUCUUCUGCUCCUUUUGCUAUGGCAUCUCAAUCCGAUUCACGCGUGCAGUUGCUGGCCAACAAUCUCUUGACACAAUCCAAGAAAAAGACCCAUUCUCAUGCUCAUCGUUCGAUCAAGCAUAUGCGUACGGUGUUUUCCACUCAGCUGUGUACCGACUGGCUCACCGAUUACAGCACCGUUUCGUCUCGUGAAGAAGCUGAGACGCUUGCAAAUGAAUUUGUAAAGUAUGGUUGGGUGGAAUUCCAAGAUCCAAAGCAGUCGACACCUAUUCGUGCAAGCAAGACCAUUAUGCUUAUUGUCACAUCCAAGGGCAAGGAAGUGGUUGCAGAAGAUAACAACAAGAGCAAUAAUAAUAAUUCAUCCUCCACCACUACCACUACCACUGGAUCCACUACUACUACCACAGAGCAGCAACAAACCACCUUGCGUGAAAUGUUGUCACAAGAUCCAAAUGAUCCAACACCUGCAUCCACAACAACAACUACUACUACCACCGAUGAACCACGACCCCCCAGCACAGCAAGUAUGGAUCCUCCACCCCCUUCCAAUCCACCGCCCAUGUCAUCGGCAGCCGAAGAUGUAAAAGAGAGUAAUGCUGCACGUCUCAAAGUGAUUUUGGAUGAUGCACAAUUGCGAUCUUUGUUUAAGGACUUUUUGCGAGCCAACUUUUGUGAGGAGAAUUUGGAUUUUUGGAUCGACUAUGAUACGUUGCGUCGUAAAUGCCGUGCACAAAGUCCUGCUAUGCCAUCACAGAAUCAGAAGGACUUGUUGGAGGAUGCUCAUGAUAUCUGGUCCACGUAUUUGGCGCCUGGAUCUCGAUGUGAAUUGAAUGUUGAGCAUACGUUGCGUCAAGAAAUGGCACGUGUGGUGAAUUCCAUGGUCCAAGUGGUGCCAACCUUUACCCCUGGUCAAGUCAAGCCAACCAUUGUCAUUUCGACACCAUCCACGUCACAGAGUUUGCGUAUGAUGCUAAAGUGGUUGGAUCGUGUCAAUGAACAUAUUUGUCGUUUGAUGGCAUCCGAUUCAGUACCCAAGUUUGUAAAGACACCAAAGUAUCGAAAGAUUGUCGAGGCACGUGAAAAGUUGGCGGCUAAGGAUGACAUGUUCAUGGCAGCAUCAUCAUCAUCUUCAUCAUCCGAGAAUCAUACAACAUCCUCUGGACCACCACCACAACCAACACCCACCGUCGUUGAAAACAAGGCAUGA